Messenger RNA from Microbotryum saponariae, 1484 nucleotides. The record is from the annotation of a GenBank genome assembly. NCBI's taxonomy places the organism in Eukaryota, Fungi, Basidiomycota, Microbotryomycetes, Microbotryales, Microbotryaceae.
AUGUCGUCGCUUUUAUCGCGUACGCUCGAAGGUGUCAAAGAGCAGGCUCAAGGUGGGCGCACCGACACCAACGGCAAUAGUCGACCCAGGAGAUCCGACACCGCUCCGGGCACUCGUCACAGCCCCUAUGCGGUCAGUACUUCUUCCCCCUCUCCCCUCUUCGCGCUAUCAAUCCACUGAUAUGCUCAAGCUCAACCUAUGCAGAGACCGAGGGACGACGAGGCGUGGUCGCACGACAUGUACGAACGAAAGUCGGCCCCGACCGCUCACACCAACGUCGACUCCUUUGCGGGCGGGCGCAGGGCGCAAGGUUACGGCGUACCUUCGGCUAGGCUCAAGAUCACCAACGUCCACUACGACAUUUCCGAGGACGAGCUCAAGGUAGGCGUCGUCCCCCCUUCUCCCGUGGAGCCGAUCGAGGCGAUCAAGAGCUCCCCUCACGUCUUGAGUCCCGGACAGAUGGGAGCUUGUGCAGUGCUGACCCGCCCAUAUCAACGUGUUGCCCCGCAAUCGCAGGCGCUCUUUGGUCAGAUCGGACCCAUCUCGAUAGGACCCAAGAUUAUCGUACGUCUAUGAUCGCACCGUCGUAUAGGCGUGGCUCGACGCGUCGACGCAGUCCACGGGACCCAUUCAGCCCACCAGACUCGUCGCUUACAACCCCGCCACCCGGUGCUGUUGCAGUUUGACGCUUCAGGUCGAUCGACCGGAAGGGCUUUUGUUACAUACUCGGACGAGAGAAACGCCGAGGAAGCCAUGCACGCGUUCCAAGGCGCGCCCUGCAAAGGUCCGUCCACCACGCUAGUCUGCGCUGGACAGGACAAAGAUUCUCAACCUUGAAAAUUUUGCGUCUUCCCAGGUGAAAAGAUUCGCCUUGAAUAUGACUACUUUCUCGACAACACCUACACGCGUGGUCAGGCCGCACCGGGCACAUUGCUGGCUCGCAUUGACGAGUGAGUCACUGUCGCAGUGCAUGCUCCUGUGGCGAACCACCGAGCUGAUCGAACUGCAAAAUAUUUUUGACUUGCACUCGUCACCUACCCCCAGUGACAAAGGGAGGCGAUCCAAGGGUGACAUGGAGCGCUAUGCUCCUCCCGCAGCUCGUAGCGACCCACCAUCGGGCCGGUACGCACGCGGCUCAGGGGUACAUUCCUCGUCGCAUAGGGACGACAGAGCAUCCAACGGGUCAUCCCGUGGCGUACGAGCUGUCGGCGUAACAAGAGGUGGUCGAGGUGGAGGGUCGGGCAGCGGAGGGUCGCGACCACCGAGGAAAGAGCCCAAGACCGCCGACGACCUCGACCGAGAAUUGGACUCGUACCUCAAGCAAGCCGACUCCGAGCCCUCUGGCCAGGUCAGUUCGUGGUUCCGAAGUGGGCACUCGGGAUGUCUCCUAUUUUUGCUAACCUCGCUUCACCCUCGCUUGAAAGGCUACGUCUGCAACUGCGGCACCCGUCGCGUCCGAAGUACCCGAGGUCGAGAUGAGUUGA